Messenger RNA from Botrytis porri, 1365 nucleotides. RefSeq lists its product as uncharacterized. Gene Ontology annotation, biological process: RNA processing. The coding region runs from base 1 to 1365 and encodes 454 amino acids. The record is from RefSeq and is a predicted model, not a curated record. Lineage: Eukaryota; Fungi; Ascomycota; Leotiomycetes; Helotiales; Sclerotiniaceae. Gene Ontology annotation, cellular component: nucleus. Gene Ontology annotation, molecular function: mRNA binding. The transcript has 3 exons.
AUGUCAGAUAUCAACAUGGAAGGCCAAGAGCCAGUCGCAGCAGCUCCAGCUACUACCAACGAGCAAGUAAAGAUCGAAACAGAAACUGCUGCUGCUGCACCAAUUGAGCCAGAAACCACAUCAGCUACCGAGCCAGAAAUCAAGGACGAGAAGAUGGGAGAUGCUGAAGGUACAACUGAAACCAAGGAAGAGAAAGUAGAGGCUGCCAAUGGCGAUGUCAAGAAGGAGGAGGAAGAUGAGAAGAAGGACAAGAAGUUCAACUAUGACGAGCCAAGAUUUUACGAAAAUGGAGUUUUGAAGACAAAUGCCAAUGAGGUGCAUGGUCAGAACAACAGCAAAUAUGAUGCUUCAGUUCUCCCUGCAUCUAAUGAUGAGGGAUUAAUUCGCCGACAAGUUGAAUUCUACUUCGGUGAUUCCAAUUUACCGACCGAUCAAUUCUUGAUGAAGACCACUGGAGGUGCAGAGAAUAAGCCAGUCUCAAUCGCAACUAUCCACUCGUUCAAGCGCAUGCAGCGAUUUCAACCAUACUCCUUGGUCGUCGAGGCACUCAAGAAAAGCAAACUCCUUGUAGUUGAAGGAGAGGAAGGAAAGGAGACUGUCAAGCGCGCAAAGGCCUUCGAUCCAUCUGCAAAGUCUCCAAAACGUGAGGCACGAUCAGUUUACAUCAAGGGCUUCGGCGAUGAGGAACCCAGUUCUCAAUUCGACAUCGAAGCUUUCGUUGCUCCAUACGGUGAGGUCAACUCUGUUCGUCUUCGUCGUACCGAAGAAAAGCUUUUCAAGGGAUCUGUCUUUGUUGAAUUUGCCGAUGAAGAAACUGCUCAAAAAUUCAUCGCUCUUGACCCAAAGCCACAAUGGAAGGGAAAGCAUGUUUUGGAAAUCAAGUCCAAAACUCAAUAUAUGGAAGAGAAGAAUGAAGAAAUCCGAAAUGGUACGUUAGUUCCAGGUCAACACAGAGGACGUGGAGGACGCGGAAACUUCAGAGGCCGUGGUCGCGGUGGAAACUUCGUCAAGAAAGAGCGCAAUGGGGAAGGCGAUGGAGACCGUGAUCCAAAUGACUGGAAGAAGAGACGUGAAAGUGACAGAGAGAACGGAUUCCGAGGUGGUCGUGGAGGUGGCCGUGGUGGAAGAGGGAAUGGUAAUGACAGAAAGGGUGGUCGCAAUGAUCGUGGACCACGAAACAAUGAUCGCAAUAAGGAGAAGAACGGUGACGACAAGGAAGUCAAGACCGAAGUUUCUGCUACAGAAACUGCUGCCGCACCUCCAACAAACGACAAAAAGAGAACCAGAGAAGAUGAUGGAGGAGCCGAUGAACAUCAAAACAAGAAAGAGAAGACGACUGCAGCCGAGGUUCCAGCCCAAGCGUAA